Messenger RNA from Arachis ipaensis, 5721 nucleotides. NCBI's taxonomy places the organism in Eukaryota, Viridiplantae, Streptophyta, Magnoliopsida, Fabales, Fabaceae. The record is from RefSeq and is a predicted model, not a curated record.
CUCCCCUGCUUUACUGUGUGCUAAUGCUUUCAUACUUCCCCUGUUUUUCAAUCUCUCUCUCUCUCUCAUUAUUUUUUCACCGUUCUCUUCUCUUUCCUCUGUAGGCAUUGAAAACAGAGGAAGGGGAAACAACACAUAAAAACAGAGAGAGAGAAAACAGAAAAGAGAAAGAGAAAGAGAGUGAGUAAAAAAAUCACAACAACAAUAAAGCACUCACUCACUUACUCACUCGCUCACUCACCCACCCACCAUGCGAAUCUGAAGAGAACAGAAUAACUCAUUUCUCUCUCUCUCUAUCUUCUUUUCGCGUUCUCAAUGGCCAUUCAUUGAGAACAAAACAAAAAACCUAAAAGGAAAAAAAUAAGAGUAAGAGUAAGGUCUUUGUUUUAUCUGUUAUUACUUUGAUGAAUGGCGGAACCAAACGGCGACGUUUUCCAGUGGCUGAAGUCGAUGCCGUUAGCGCCGGAGUACAGGCCGACGCUAACGGAAUUCCAAGAUCCGAUCGCCUACAUUUUCAAGAUCGAGAAGGAAGCUUCCAAGUACGGAAUCUGCAAGAUCAUACCGCCGUUUCCACCGCCGCCGAGGAAGGUUGCAAUUGCCAACUUCACUCGCUCGCUGACUAAGCCCGACGAGCCUAACUCAAAGCCUACAUUCACCACUCGCCAGCAGCAGAUCGGGUUCUGCCCCCGCCGGCCCAGGCCCGUUCAGAGGCCCGUGUGGCAAAGCGGUGAGAACUACACUUUUCAGGAAUUCGAGGCUAAGGCCAAAGCAUUCGAGAAGAGCUACCUCAAGAAGCAUCAUCUUCACCACCAAGGCCACCGGAAGGGAGGAGGAGCUGGUGGUGGUUCCGGUGGCCUAGGGCCUCUCGAGGUGGAGACGCUGUUCUGGAAGGCGACCGUUGACAAGCCGUUCUCGGUGGAGUAUGCGAACGACAUGCCGGGCUCGGCGUUCAGCCGGAAAUGCAGGGAGGAGUGUGCGGCGGCGCUAGCGGAGUCGGCGUGGAAUAUGAGGGAGAUUUCGAGGGCGAAUGGUUCGUUGUUGAGGUUCAUGAAGGAGGAGAUACCUGGUGUUACUUCUCCUAUGGUGUAUUUGGCUAUGUUGUUCAGCUGGUUCGCUUGGCAUGUUGAGGACCAUGACCUCCAUAGCUUGAAUUACCUUCACAUGGGUUCUGGGAAGACCUGGUAUGGCGUGCCGAGAGAUGCAGCCGUGGCGUUCGAAGAUGUUGUUAGGGUUCAUGGAUAUGGCUCUGAGAUUAAUCCUCUUGUUACUUUUUCUACUCUUGGCGAGAAAAACACAGUGAUGUCACCUGAAGUAUUGAUAAACGCAGGUGUUCCAUGCUGCAGGUUAGUUCAAAAUGCUGGGGAAUUUGUUGUGACUUUUCCAAGAGCUUAUCAUACAGGGUUUAGUCAUGGUUUUAAUUGUGGAGAGGCAGCCAACAUUGCAACGCCUGAAUGGUUGAGAGUUGCAAAAGAUGCUGCUAUUCGGAGGGCUUCAGUAAAUCAUUCUCCUAUGGUUUCACAUUUCCAGUUACUUUAUGACCUAGCCUUAGCUUUGUGUUCUAGGUUUGUCUUCUGCUAUUAUGGCUUCUUACUUUUUGGCUGUAACAGGGUGAUGCUGAUAUCUUACCAGAACUACAUUUUCUUUUCUUUUUGUUUGAGUAGAUUGAUGCCGUUGUUAACAGUACCUUAUGGACUUAAUGUCCACUCCACUAAUAUGAUUUGCUCAUACACGUGUUCUCUCCUUAAAGAUAAGAAGAGGGGUGAAGGGGAAACUGUAAUUAAAGAACUAUUUGUCCAGGAUGUGUCACAGAACAAUGAUCUGCUUCAAGAACUCAGCAAAGGAUCUGAGAUAAUACUUCUACCUCGUAGCUCAUUUGACAUUUCUCUUUGCUCAAAAUUACGUUCUGGAUCCAAACAGCGAAAAGUGAACUCUCGAUUUUCCCUUGGUGCAUGCAACUCCGAGGAAAUGAAUUCCUCAAAAGGUUUUGUUUCUGAUGAUCUGGCGUUCAGCAUGAACAGAGGAAUCAAGCAAGAAGGUUCCCUUUCUAUAAAAGACAAGAUUACUUCAUUGUGUGAAAGGAGCAUGAUUUCUUCAUAUGAUGUAAAUGGCAACAUCUGCUCUUCAAGUUCCAAGCCACUUCAAGGUGACAAUGAAAGAGAAAGUGGUGAAGGGGAUGGAUCGCCAGAUAAGAGACUUUUUUCAUGUGUCACAUGCGGAAUAUUGUGCUUUCCUUGUGUAGCUAUUGUACAGCCUAGAGAAUCUGCUGCUAGAUAUCUCAUGUCAGCUGAUUGUAGUUUCUUUAACGAUUGGGUCGUUGGUUCUGGAGUGUCUAGCAAAAAGUUUAUUGUCCAUGAAGAAGCGGCUUUUCCUGAAUCAAGUAUGUAUGCAGGGUGGACAGAAAAGAAGACCCAAAAUGGAUUGUAUCAGGAUCCUGUUCAAUCUGCCCAGUAUCAGCUACUGACUGCUGAGCGUAAUUAUGCGGAGUCCCUUAAUUCUGAUAGAGGAAAAAGCAAUACAGCUCUUGCAUUGUUGGCUUCAACAUAUGGAAAUUCUUCUGACUCUGAGGAAGAGCAGGGUGACUCAGAUAUUGUAGUUGAUGGUCAUGAAUCACCUGUGAUUAAUGCCACAUUAGGAGGAUCACCAUCUAAUUUUCAAGAUGCCUGUGCUAUUCCCCCGACUGGACCUGAUAGCAGAAAUGAUUUUAGUCAUCAAUCUUUUGACCACUCUUUAGAAAAACAGGAUUCUGAUACUGCUUCAGGGCUUGCAUUAAAAAAUAUGAGGGCAAUGUAUACCAAUGAUACUGAAAAAGCAUUGUUGGGCAAGGCUAUGGUUCCCAAUGAUGAUAAAAAUGCCUCUGUGAUCCCACAAGGUGAUGAAGACUCAUCUAGAAUGCAUGUCUUCUGUCUGGAGCAUGCUGUAGAAGCAGAGCAGCAACUUCGCCCAAUAGGUGGAGCCCACAUAAUGCUCCUAUGUCAUCCAGAUUUCCCCAAGAUAGAGGCUGAAGCUAAGCUUGUAGCAGAAGAUCUUGGGAUUGAUUACCUGUGGAAGAAGAUUGAGUACAGGCAUUCCAGCAAGGAGGAUGAGGAGAGGAUCCAGGUAGCCCUGGAUAGUGAGGAAGCUAUUCCUGGGAAUGGGGACUGGUGUGUGAAGCUGGGAAUCAAUCUUUUCUACAGUUCAACUCUUAGCCGUUCUCCUCUUUACAGUAAGCAGAUGCCUUACAAUUCUGUCAUAUAUUAUGCAUUUGGCCAAAGCUCUCCAGGAAGUUCACCAUUAGAACCAAAGGUCUAUCAGAGAAGGGUUAACAAGCAGAAAAAGAUAGUUGCUGGGAAAUGGUGUGGUAAAGUUUGGAUGUCCAGUCAGGUACAUCCUCUUUUGGCCAAAAGAGAUUCUGAAGAUGUUGAAGAUGAGAAAAGCUUACAUGGGUGGGGAUUACAUGAUGAGAAAAUAGAGAGAUCAGGAAGCAUCCCUAAAAGCGAAACUAGUGCCAGAAAAUCAGGUAAGAAGCGGAAAAUGACUAUUGAGAAUGGAAGAGCCAGGAAAGGCAGUUUUGCUGAGAGAGAUGUGGAUUUGGAUAAUCCAACUGAAGACAAACCUAACCAACAGCUGAGGAGGACUCUUAGAAGUAAGCAAGCCAGGGAUAUUGAGAGUGAAGGUGCUGAUUUGGAAGGGGAUUAUUCUCCCCCAUAUCAUCAUAGAAAACCUUUAAGUGACCAAACAAAUUGCACAGGAAGUGAUGCUGUUUCUGAUGAUUCACUUGAUGAUAAAUUUAUUGACAAUGAUGUGCUUUCGGAUGAUACAAUGGUCUAUGAUUCUGAUUGCCAUCAGAGAUUUGAACAUAGCAGCAUGCAAGUUGAAGACAUAGAAGAUGCAGUUUCUGAGGAUUCAUUGGAUGACAGUUCUCUUCAGCUUCAUAGGAAGAAUUCUAAAAGCAAGCAUGCCAGAUACAUUAGAAAAGGCAGAUGCAUUGCUGAGAAAGAGGAAAUGAUGUCUGAUGACCAAUUGGAGCCACACAAGAAGAAGAAGCAACAGAGGAAUCCUAAAAGCAGGCAAGCAAAAUACCUUGCAAGAGAAGAUGCUAUAUCACAUGGUCAAUUGGAGGGACAUUGUCGCAAGUAUAGAAAGACUCCUAAAGGUAGACUGGCCAAAUAUGUAGCAGGGGAAGAUGUAUCAUCUGAUGAGCAAUUGGAGAAUUACAGUCGGAAGCAGCAAACAAGUCUUCCUAAAAGGCGGAAAAACAAAGGUGUAUUGACUGAUGACCAAUUGGAGGACCAUUUUCAGAAGCAGCAAAAGAGUGUUUCUAGGAGAAGGCAAAACAAAGGCAUUGAAAGAGGGGUUAAAGACGAAAUGUCUGAUGACCAAUUAGAGGAUCACGUUCAGAAGCAGCAAACUAGUGUUUCUAGGAGGAGGCGAAACAAACAAAUUGAAAGAGAAGAUGUGAUGUCUGAUGAUGAAAUGGAGGAUCACAUUCAGAAGCAGCGGAGUAGUAUUCCUAGAAAUAGGCAAAACAGUAAUUCUCAUCUGGUCCAUAAAACUCCUAAACGAAAGCAAGCGAAAUGCGUUGAUGAUGAUGAUGGUGAUGAUGAUGAUGUAAAUUCUGAUGAUGAAGUGGAAGAUGAUUCUCAGCAGAAGCAGCAGAGAACUCUUAGAAGUAAGCAAUCAAAACCAAUGACACUUAAGCAGAUGAAGCAAGCUCGCUCUCUCCAAAUGAAAAAUCAGACAUCCCGGCCUGUAAAACGAGGUGCUCAGACACUUAAGAAAUUAAAGGCAUCUCAGAUGCGGAAUAAGCAAUCUGGUAAAUCCAGAGAGUUUAGUUUGAAAAUGGAAGAGGGGGAAGAAGGUGGACCUAGCACACGCCUUAGGAAGAGAGCCCCAAAAGUCGAGGAGUCUGAUGGAAUAUCAAAAGAAAAGCAAACCAAAAAGAAAAGGGUGAAGAAUGCUACAUCUGCAAAGGCAGCUAGCAAUGCUAAAGUGAAGGAUGAGGAAAAUGAAUUCCAGUGUGACAUUGAUGGCUGCACCAUGAGUUUUGGGUCAAAACAGGAGCUGAUGCAUCACAAGAGAAAUAUAUGUCCUGUAAAAGGUUGCGGGAAGAAGUUUUUCUCGCACAAAUAUCUGGUGCAGCACCGACGAGUUCACGAGGAUGACCGCCCAUUGAAGUGCCCUUGGAAGGGCUGCAAGAUGACUUUCAAGUGGGCAUGGGCUCGUACAGAACAUAUUCGAGUCCACACUGGUGCGCGACCAUAUGUAUGUGCCGAGCCAGGCUGUGGGCAAACAUUCAGAUUUGUGUCUGAUUUCAGUCGCCAUAAGCGUAAGACUGGGCACUCAACAAAGAAGAGUCGCUAAUAUCAAUUGGAGUAGAUGUUGUUGUUACUUUAACAUGGUUUAUGAAUUUAUGAAUCCAUUGCUCAAUUGACCAUUCUAGGACUAGGUUUUAUUAACAGUUUAGGAUAUCCCUGCAAUUGCCAUUUAGAGUAACUAUUAAUUCUGUUUCUUUUUGGGUAUUUUUAACCCAUUUGUUUAUUCUAAUUGAAGCAAUUGCUUAGAUUUGGAAACAUGAUAUUCAUCCAAUUCUAUCACAUGCAAAUGUUGUUCCAACAUUUAUGUACAAUCCUUAUGAAUUUGUUCCAGUGGCACUUCCCCUGGUUAAGGUGUAUUUUGGUAGGGGUGUCAUUUUGUAGAUGAUUGCUGAAUUUAGAGUAGAUUUAUUAUUAUUUUUUAUUUUCA